GGGGGUUAGUAGAGCAAUCACUGCUUCCCCUGCUGUUGAAUGAGACAAAGGGCUGAGCAACAGCUCAGCUCUGCAGCUUUACACACACACACACACACACACACACUCUUUGACACGCACAUACACACUAUUUGACACGCACAUACACACUUUCUCUCUCUCUUUCUCUCUCUGUCUGACUCACUUACUCAGCAACUGUACAUGCUACAGCAGGGCAGAGAUACAGAGUGCAGCAUUUGAAUUUCAGACUGUGGAGCUACCUUUUUCUCUUUUGUUUGGCCUUCCACAGACCCUCCAUCUUUGAGGCACUCGUGAUGGCUUCCUGUAUGGUGUCUAUCCUCUUCCUGUUCCCUCUAAUCGCCGCCAUGUCAGCAGAAGAACCGCCAGGCUGCAAGAUCCGGAUCACUAACAGGGGGCUCGAAAUGUUGAAGUACGAGACGCAGAAGUUUGUGGUUGAGGAACUGAGCAACAUCACCAUGCCAGAGAUGAAGGGCAAAGAGGGCCACUUCCAGUACACCAUCAAAGAGGUGAAGAUAAAUGAGCUGAACCUGACCUACGCUGACCUGGCCUUCCAGCCUGGCCUAGGACUGCUCUUCAAGGUGCAGAACUCCUCCAUCGCUCUCAGCUUCCAGAGACACAUCUUAUACUGGUUAUUCUAUGACACUGGAGCCAUCAAUGCCUCUGCAGAAGGUGUGAACAUCCACACUGUCCUGCACACGACCAGAGAUGAGUUGGGACGCCUCAAGAUCUCCAACAUCAGCUGCGAUGCCUCCAUCGCCAAAAUGAAAAUUAAGUUCACUGGCACCUUGGGGAGGGUGUAUGACUUCCUGGCGACUUUUUUGACCACAGGAAUGCGCUUCCUUCUGAACCAGCAGAUCUGCCCUGUCAUGAACCACGCUGGUUUGGUUCUAAUCAACACUUUGUUGGAGACAAUUCCAGUGCGAACAGAAGUAGACAACUAUGUGGGGAUCGACUACUCCCUCCUCAGUGACCCCGUGGUGACUUCAAGGAGCCUUGACAUGGAUUUCAGGGGCAUGUUCUUUGAGCUCGGGAACGAGAGCAACACCUUGAUGAACUCUGCCAUCAACCCAAUUGUGAGAGAGUACGACCGCAUGGUGUACCUGGCUCUGUCCGAGUACUUCUUUGACAGUGGGUUGUACUCCUAUUAUAAAGCUGGCGUAUUCCAAAUGAAUAUCGCCAACGAGCACAUGCCAAAGGAUCUGGAGAUGCUCCUUAGGACAACAUACUUUGGCAUCAUUAUGAUGAUUAACCCAGCCCUGGUGGAAUACCCUAUCUCCCUGCAAUUGGAGUUGAACUCUGCCCCCAAGACAACCGUCAAGACCUCCGGGGUCACCGUGGCCAUCACUGCCAUCGUCACGGUGAUGGUGCUACCGCCCGGCAAGGCGCCUGUUCAGCUCAGCAGCAUGACCAUGGAUGCCAAAUUCAAUGCCAAGGUGUCCAUGAAGGGCAAGAGACUGGCUGUUCACGCAGACUUGAGGAGGUUUAAAAUCUACUCCAACCAGUCUGCUUUGGAAUCACUGGCGCUUAUUCCCUUACAAGUCCCCCUCAAGACUAUGCUGCAGAUCUCAAUAGUACCCAUAAUCAAUAACUGGACCAAGAGAGGCGUCGCUAUCCCUCUUGCAGAUGGUAUGGACUUCAUAGAGGAAGUGGUGGAGUAUCAUAACGGUUACCUCAUCAUUGGGGCAAACCUACAUUUCAGCAAGGGCCUAAGGGAGAUGAUCGAGAGGAAAAUCCAGGCUGAUGCCGAGAACGCCAUCUAAAGAGAAUUAUCCACCAACAAUAACCAAUAUAUCUUAGAUAAACACCCAUCCAAUCCUGUGUUUCUAUGUCCUCAAGGGCACAUGCCUUAUCUACAACAUGGAGCAGACUCUACUGUAACAAUUUCACCAAACCAUGCGGAUUCAAAAUCUUUUAAGAAUCCAAAAUAAUAAGCUAGGCUGCAAUCUGUCCAAUAUAUAUGAGAGCGAAAUGGACAAUACAAAUCAUGCUUAUGUAGAAAGAUCACCACAAUAAUACCACAACUUUAGUAUUUUUUUCCUAUUUAUUGCUAUUUUGAAAAGUGCUUUAAAGAUACUUUUAUAGUUGCCUAAUUUUUUAAUAGUCUAUAGAGAUAAAUCAUCAACAUUCUUGCCUCAGAAGGGCACAUACUGUAUGUGAGUGUACUACUCAAAACAAUACCUGACCUCGUGUCAUAAGAAUUGCCCAUGGUCAUGUCAAUGCCCAUGCUAAUGUCAGGAAUUAAUUGUGUGCUCUUCACCAUCCUUUUAAAAAUGACAAUGCUUAACUGUAUAAUAUAUGCUAAACUUAAAACUAAUUUAAAAUGUGUUUCUACAAAAAAAAAAUGCCUUCCUUACUUUACCAUUAGUCAAAUGGAGAGCUAGCUGGUGAGAAAUAAAAUGUACUAUAUGAGAAAUGAAAUGUUUAAGGAAUGUUAACAGAAAAAAAUUAAUUUUGUAAAUAUGGCUUCAUACCUGCAAAGACUAUUCAAUGAUUGAAAGGCUUUCCUUACAUGUGUAACUAGGGCCUAACCGAACAACAUUCAGUAUGACAAUGUGUUUAAUAAAUCAAUCCCAAAAUUCAUAAA
Molecule: messenger RNA, 2605 nt
Organism: Oncorhynchus mykiss (rainbow trout)
Lineage: Eukaryota; Metazoa; Chordata; Actinopteri; Salmoniformes; Salmonidae
Product: phospholipid transfer protein
Biological process (GO): high-density lipoprotein particle remodeling; ceramide transport; phospholipid transport
Molecular function (GO): phosphatidylethanolamine transfer activity; ceramide transfer activity; phosphatidic acid transfer activity
Source: RefSeq, a predicted model, not a curated record